UCUCUGACGCCUAUCCUUGGGCUGCUCGCCCAGGACUCUCUGGCACUCCACCUACCCCAGAACAAUCUCACCUUCCUGGGCAAAGCUGAGCUGUCCAACCUCAGCAGCCUGGAGGUACUGGAUCUUUCCAAGAACCACUUUUCAACCGUGCAGCCAGGAGCUUUCCUAGGCCUGAACAGCCUGCGCCGCUUAAACCUGUCCACCAACUACCUCAGUAAACUCAAUAGCGGCACAGUGACAGUCGAGGCCUUCAAUGGAAGUCAGGGGAGUAACGGAUUGAGCAAGGAGGUUUUCAAGGGGCUGUGGCGGCUGCAGGAACUCGAUCUGUCCUCCAACGGCCUCCUGUGGCUGCCCAAGGGCCUGCUGGAUGGGCUUCAGAGACUCACCUGGCUGUCUCUGGCCAGCAACCGGCUUGUCACCCUGGACAGAGUCACAUUUGAACCCCUGGUGGGGCUACAGCACCUCCUGCUGGUAGGAAACCCUUGGAAAUGCGAUUGCAAGCUGAGAGACUUCAAGCACUGGAUGGAGUGGUUGAUUUACAGGGAUGGGCAGGUAGAUGUGAUGCAGUGCAGCCUCCCGGAGGAUUUGAAGGGCAGGGACAUCCGCAGCGUGCCAGCAGAGAUGUUCAGCUACUGCCUCCAGACAUCAACCAAGGAAGGCGCCACUCGGCCUCUGUGCCCGCCCGGCCGGGUCGGAGGCGCCGACGAUUGCAUCCGUCAGCGCUACAGACCCGUGAGCGUCCGCCGGGCGCAGGGCACGCAGGUAGUUGCGGCCGUUGUGUGCGGCACAGUGUGCGUCAUGAUGGUGGUGGCAGCGACUUACGGGUGCGUCUACGCCUCGCUGGUAGCACGCUACCAGAAAGAGAUGAAGAGCCGCGGGCAGCCCCUGAUGGCCGAGUCUGGAGCCGACACCGACCUGGAGGACGGGCAGACGUCAUCCCCGACCUCACUGGAGGAAACGCCGCCCAAAGAGGCCUGCGGCUUCGUGCACAGUUAUCGAAUCAGCAGUUUCUAACACGCUGAUUUCUGCCUCUGUACUUCAGCUCUCAUCGCUGAUGAGACGAGGUCUGCAGAGAGAAAGCCCGCAGCUCACUGGGCGAAAACUCUCCGGGUGGGGACUGAUUGUGCAGCUUAAUGGAGCGGACUAAAUCCAGUGAAGCUGUGAUUCUGCAGUACUUCUUUUAAUGUAUGGAUGCUCUGUGAAUUGUUAUUCCCUGCGCUGCAUCCCUCAGCCAGCUUUGAAACUUCUCUCGAGCUGCUGUUUGGCACUUCCGCACCUUGACUUUCCC
Molecule: messenger RNA, 1288 nt
Organism: Neolamprologus brichardi
Lineage: Eukaryota; Metazoa; Chordata; Actinopteri; Cichliformes; Cichlidae
Source: RefSeq, a predicted model, not a curated record